Messenger RNA from Parasteatoda tepidariorum (common house spider), 1230 nucleotides. It is a transcript of the gene Taf9, whose product is annotated as TBP-associated factor 9. Gene Ontology annotation, biological process: DNA-templated transcription initiation; RNA polymerase II preinitiation complex assembly. Gene Ontology annotation, cellular component: SAGA complex; transcription factor TFIID complex. Gene Ontology annotation, molecular function: protein heterodimerization activity; transcription coactivator activity; RNA polymerase II general transcription initiation factor activity. Lineage: Eukaryota; Metazoa; Arthropoda; Arachnida; Araneae; Theridiidae. The record is from RefSeq and is a predicted model, not a curated record.
UUGAUUGAACUUUAACUGGAAAGACAUAAGCAGUUAAAGUCGUUUUAAUGUUUGUCUAAAAAGACAUUCAAAACCAAAACAAAUAUUCAUUAAUAAGUAAAGUUAGACGUUCAAUUCAAUAUAUUUCUAUAAUAAAUAUGGCUGAAGCUGUAGAUCCUACUUCAUCUGUUGGGUCUGUGAGAAGUUCACCGAAAGAUAUUCAAUUAAUGGCUAGUAUAUUAAAAGAAAUGGGUAUAAGUGAUUAUGAGCCCCGAGUUCUUAACCAAAUGUUGGAAUUUAGCUAUCGGUAUCUGACAACUAUUCUUGAUGAUGCUUUUUUAUAUUCAACUCAUGCAAAAAAGAAAUGUGUUGAUAAUGAGGACGUAAAGCUGGCUAUAAGUUUAUAUCAAGAAAGAGUAAUGGCUGCUCCACCUGCUCGAGAUGUAAUUUUAGAGGUUGCUAAGCAAAGAAACAGUAUGCCUUUGCCACAAAUCAAAUCAACAGCUGGAUUGCGUCUUCCUCCUGAUCGUCACAGUCUUACUUCUUGUAAUUAUCGAUUAAAGUCAGCUUCAAAAAAAAGAGUUCAUACAGUUUCCAGAUUAAGCAUAAGUAAUGUCACUUCCAAUUUAGGAAACAAGAAUUCUGCAUUGAUAAAUGUGAACAAGGCACCUUCUGUUCUUUCCAAAGGUAAUACAAAUCUGUCUCCAGCAAUAACAAAACCAGUUGUAAGCAUUUCAAAGCCUGUGCCGACACCAAUCAUCAAAUUCUCUGAUGGAAAAGGGGUGACAUCUUCUUUAUUUCCCACACCACCAGCAGUGACAACAGCAAUCAAUUCUCUGCCUCAAUUACUAAUGCCUACAAUCGGAAUAAACCCAGCAACUACUACGCAUAUUUUAAUGCCUACAAUUGGUGUGCCUACUACUGUUACAAACCAGCUGUUGAUGCCAUCUAUUAACAUUACCACGGCUUCUCAACAAAUAUUAAUGCCUAAUGUAGGCACAACUUCUGCAUCAACUCCACAAAUAAAUAUGCCCACUGUAGGUACAAUGAAUACUGAAAUUAAGAUGCCUAAUGAUGCUAGUGCCAAAGGGGAUAUGGAGGAAGAUGAUGACUAUGACAUGGAAUAAAUGAAAUCUCACUUGUCAUUGUAUUUUCAGUUUAGCAUUCUCAUUGUCCUAUUAUUGUAUGUUUUAUUAUUCUCAUUUAAAUUCAUAUGAAAUACUAAUAAAAAAAAAUUAUCAUUUGUGUUUA